Molecule: messenger RNA, 1332 nt
Organism: Aspergillus niger
Lineage: Eukaryota; Fungi; Ascomycota; Eurotiomycetes; Eurotiales; Aspergillaceae
Exons: 5
Coding region: 1-1332 (443 amino acids)
Biological process (GO): peptidyl-lysine monomethylation; peptidyl-lysine trimethylation
Molecular function (GO): protein binding; protein-lysine N-methyltransferase activity
Source: RefSeq, a predicted model, not a curated record
AUGAAACCCACCUGGUGGCCCGGCGAGCAGCACGAGCUCUUCACAGAAUGGGCCAAAACACAAGGCAUCGUUAUCAAUGGAGUCAGCCCAGCGCGAUUCCCCGGCCGCGGUCUCGGUAUGAUAGCAACGCGAAAGAUAGAAAAAGACUCCAUCCUCGUCAAAGUCCCUCACUCCGCAAUGCUCACGCCCUCCAAACUCCCAUCCACAUUCACCUCGCGCUUCCCUGCAGACACACCAACCCACACCCUCUACGCCGCAUACCUCACCAACGCCAGUCCCUCCCACCUAAAACCAUGGCGCAACACCUGGCCCACGAUGGAGGACUUUACCUCAAGCAUGCCGAUUCUCUGGUCCUCAACUUCUCCUCUUACACCCAACAGCAAGACCAGCAAAAUCCAGGACCUCCUCCCCCCCUCCAUCUCCAACACCUGGAGCACCAUAACCCCCGGCAAACGAAAACACAAGUCCGACACGCGGCAUCAAAACCUCCUCAAAGCACAAGAAACCCGUCUCCGCAAAGCAUGGGAUAUCGUUGUCCGGGUAUUCCCCGAGACAGAUAAAGAGCUGUUCACGUACCAUUGGGUGAUUGUGAACACGCGAAGCUUCUUUUAUCUUCUGCCGGGGGCGGAGAUGCCAGAGGAUAGGAAUGAUGCGAUGGCAUUGGUGCCGUUUGCGGAUUAUUUUAACCAUUCGGAUGUAGCGUGUAAUGUCAAGUUCGAUGGGGAAGAGUAUGUCUUUCGUGCGGCGAAGGAGUAUAACGAAGGCGAGGAAAUCUACAUGAGCUACGGGCCUCAUUCGAACGAUUUCCUGUUCACAGAGUACGGCUUCUACCUCGACACCAACGCCUCCGAAACCCUCUACCUCGACGAGAUAAUCCUGCAAGACCUAAACGCAUCAAAACAAGAAGAACUCGAGUUCCACCAGUACUAUGGGUACGUUACCUCAACGCUUUCUACCCAAGUCCGUUACAUAGCUGUCCUCAGGAACCCCAUUAACGAAGCCAUAACCAAACACAGAAACUACCAACUCACAUCCGACGGCGUAUGCUACCGAACAGAAAUCGCCGCCGGGUUAACCUACAUGCCAUUACGACUUUGGCAGGACUAUGUGCUAGGAUACUCAACCGAAGGGGUAGACGAGAAGAUGUCUGCGGCUGUGAUUCGGGGAUGGAUUGGUGUGUAUAUCAAGGAAGCGGAUGUAGCGAUUGCGCGGUUAGAGGAUUUGUAUAUUGCGCAGACGGAGGAUCAGGGCGUGGUUAGGAUGUUGUUGAAGAGGUGGCGGCAGAUUAGGGGGCUUUGUGAGGAGGCGGUGGAUCGUGUUUCUUCUUCAUGA